AACUAACCUGGGACCUGCAACUCUGUCUGGUUGUCUCCGCAAAAUCCUAGCGUAGUCAAAGUUUGAUGUGCGGAUAUCUGUUGGGAUGAGGUCGUAUGAUUGAGCCAAGGGAGAGGCGGCAGUUCGAACGCUCUAUGCACGCUUCGUGCCGAGCCUUGACAAUCACCGUACGCCGUCCUUUCCUGAUCUGCCCUGCUGUUAUUCUUGAUGUCGGGGGAGAAUGGACGGGGUGGAGUGCACUUAUGCAGCUUGUGCAUAUCUCAUCGGCCCGACGUACACGCAGGAGACGUCAUCUCAAAAUUACUAUUCUCGCAAACCAGCUGCGGCUGCUCAGUGUGCUCAGUCAAACAUAUCGUCCGAACAGGAAAUGCAGUUCAUCGCAAUUCAAAACACCCGAGGUGUGCCCAGGUCCGCGGCGCGGGCGAUCAAACAUCCAGAUCAGGCUGCUGCUGCGCACGGAUGGGGAAGCCCACGGCAUGUGCCUCUGGACUCUUCCCAAACCUCCAUGCGCCUCAAUUGCACUUCAGCCUUUUCAACCGCCUGCAGUUUUGUCAUUGGCGGAGGGGCAGAGGCGAGCAAGGCUGUAAUUCUGGCCAAUUAUUGCGCGUACCCGGCUGGAUGGGUGGGGCCAUGAAGGCGGCCGCAGAAGAGGCCUCCUAUACAUGGAUGUUUUAAUAUAUUGCCGGAGUCCGAU
Molecule: messenger RNA, 694 nt
Organism: Trematosphaeria pertusa
Lineage: Eukaryota; Fungi; Ascomycota; Dothideomycetes; Pleosporales; Trematosphaeriaceae
Exons: 1
Coding region: 96-587 (163 amino acids)
Source: RefSeq, a predicted model, not a curated record